CAAUAUAAUGCUUUGAUUUGUGGGUGUUUUUUUGGCACAUAAUGCACAAUUUAAUGUAUAAUGUAUAUCUAAAUAAUUCUUCCUGUGAUUCAGUAUGUUUGAUUGUGUUCGAUGUCAAAAAUCUGAGGUGAAUGACUCCAAUAAAUUAAUUAAACUUACAUUGUCUGCACCUUGACAAUGUUUUAUCUACCUUCUCCGCAUCUAAACUAAAAAAUUUUCCGCUUAGAACUAAAGCUACUCUUGAGCAAGAUGAACAUUUAAUGCAAUCAUCAUUUAAAGUGUGCCAUCUUGCAUCAUCCAGUUGCGUUUCAGCAGCUUACAUACGAUAAAUAAUUUGAUUUCAUUAUUUUUCCACCAGAUGUCACUCUUAAUAUGUAUUGUGAAUCACAGCAUUUCUUAAAGACAUCCUUUGUCUUACAACGAAAAACAGACCUGCCUCUAAAUAUGAAGAUUUUAUCGCUCUUUGGGAGAUUAGAAAAUGUGUAUGCUCAAUAAAUAUGAUUAUCUUUCUUCAGAAAAGCUUAAUCUCAUCUUGAGCAACACUUGAAGAAGCGAAAUUAACUCCGUGUUGUUUUUUGCAAUCUUCACUUGAAAAUACAUAUUGAAAAUGUCCUAUCAAGAAAUUCCAUCAGUUGGUUUUGUUUGAUCGACCAUUCAGUAGCAAAAUUACAUAUGCGAUUCCCUUUAGAAAAGUGUGUUUUAUUUCAAUGUGCGUGAAUACGGUUUUUUCCUUUAAACAAAUACCUUUCAAUGGAAAGACUGCCCUCUGUUUAGAGUAUGAAGAUGAUUGACUAAGGGGUACGCUUUGUAAGUGAAUGGCAGACUGGCAGCUGUUAUAAGUCUUGAUUAUAAAAUCAGUCAGUAGAAACCAUAGCAAUAGUUUCUUUGGUAACAACAGUCAAUAGUAGCUGACUUUAUUUUAUAGUAUAUUUGGUCUCUUUUAGUGUAGCGAAGAGAAUAUGAAAAGUAUUUUAGCAUCAAAUCUGUAUGAAGUUUUCUUCAAGGUGUACAUAUGAACGUCCAAUAAGGUACACAUCUUCACCAAUCGAGGAUGCAAUGCAUUGUUUUGGUUGUCUGAUUUAGAGCCUGUAUUACAAAUAAUUUGCUCCUUGUUUUUUAAAAGUUUUUUUGCGUUCUGGUACAAUCACUGCCAAAAGUCUUGGAACACUAACGUAGGUUUUCAAAGGCAUAUUCAGCCAUCCCCCUCUCCCCCUAGGAACAAUGUUGAUUUACUAUAUAAAAAAGAAAGGGGUUACGGAGUACGCUUUUUCUUGUGGAUUGUUUGAUAUUUUUCUAUACUUUCAACAUUGUUUUGGGGGGAAAGGGGGGCGGAAGUGGUAGUAUUCAAGAAAACAAAUGAAAAAUAGAAAGCACAGCGCAAAGUGUUAGGUGUUCCAAGUAAUUUUGGCAGUGAUUGUAGCUGUUCUUUUCAAUUUUGUUGUAUCUUGACCACUUUUCAAUUAAAUUGCCAAAAAAUUAUGGCUUCAGAAGUUUUAUAACCGUUAUCAAGAUCAGCAUCUAAAGGCAAGAUCGUUUUGCCUUUUAAAAAGCGUCAGAUGUUUUUCAACUAGAUUUUUUUGCGAUAAAGAUUAACCCGCUGCUUCUUCUUCGAUCCUGCCACCAAACGGAAAUUUUGUUGGAUGGUUCCGCGGAGGCGUAUGACAGCUUUCUGGCUAGUUUCUGCUGGGCUGGAAUGGAAGCAGCGCAGCAGGUAGUUCAUCGCACCCGAUAGGUCAAGUGGUACCUAUGCUACAGCUGUAACAUGGGUCUAUAACUGGGCAACUGUGAUAAAUCUGUAACUAGGAUUCUAAGAGUGUUCUAGUCUCGUUGAAGCAAUGCUGUGUUUCUUUAAGAACUAUUUGUAACUAAGACAGGUUGCUCAGUGUCUCAGGUCUACAAGAACUGUAAACAAACUAAUUAUAAUGUUUUCUAAAGGUUCCUUAAUGAUGUAUGAAAAUAUACUGCAACAUUCUCAUGAGAAAAUCUCUAAGUCUCGUAAAAGCACAAGCAUUUACAACAUUGCGCCGUUUGCAUAACAGACACGUAAUAUUGAAAGUUAGAUGCCAGGAAUCAAUUAAAUAGAUCUCUAUCAAGUAUGCUGCUCGUGAGAGUUAGACAUAGACACUAAUUACGCUACAUGUGUUUGUUUUGUUAACAAGUAUCUAGAACCACUAAGACAGGGUCAACAAUUGACAAAUAAAAUUUUUGGAAGGAUAUUGGCCACAUUGUUUCUAAAAAAGUCUGAUGGAACAACAUCAAAGUGGGAUGCCAGCCUACUUUCAUAGUCAUAGACUAAGGUAACAACAGCUGGGAGUGACUAGUCACAACAGCUGGGAGUGGCGGAAGAGGUUCUUUGUACCUCAAUUUGAUUCUAGGGGCCAAUAUCUUGCUUAUUGCAAGUGAUGGAGAAACUGAUAUUUCACAAAUUGAUUGUUUUUCCUCGGCUUGUUAGUGUACUGUAGCUGUUCAAAGUAUGGUGUUAGCUAGUAUCUCUGUAAGACGUGUUUAGAGGCUGCAAAUUGCUAAUUUUGCAAUCCCCGAACUAAGGAUUUCUGAAAUGUGUCUGUCAAAGACAUUCAGACAGACUGUUCCAUUGAAAUCGUUCUAAUAAUGACGCAGCCAUUCUUAUGAUUAAACAUUAAACAUUAAGAUUAAAGAGCAAAGGAUUCGAAAUGGCUCCUUGAAGAACAACACAACCUGGCAGGACUGUUGUGUUGAAAGCGAGAUUCAUAACUGACACUUAACUGUUUUAAAGCUGAGAGUUCGAAGAUAAACAACUUCAUAGAUCUGAUGGUAUGGAUAUUUCUUAUUUUAUCUCACUCAUGAUAUCACUUUAUUUGGGUUUUGGAUUUUUCUCUUGACCAAAACAUUUCUUCGUUGUUUUAUCAUAACAUGAAACCGCUUACAUGCAAAACCAGUAUUAUGAAUUGCGUUCGUGGCAGCCUUUGGUUUCCAAUAAAUGUAAGCAUUCCUAUGGCGAAUCGUCGUAUAUUUCUAUAAAUCAUGAAUUUUCAUAGUAUACAGGACUUAGCUUAGAAAAAUAUGGCUCUUUGGAUAUUUUAUUUAUAAAUUUUAUGUUAUUGUUAAUGGCAAACAUUGACAGCCACUCAUGGUGUAAUGGGAGGGGACUACAAGAUGGCAUUUACUGUUUCUAGCUUGGUUGCUUGUUGUUUUUUCAAAACAAAAUCCGCUUUUUAUAUCAAUACGCAGAGCAAGCUAAUUCUGAGCUUCCAUUGCUCAGUUAAAUAAGAUUUUUACCUUUCAUUUCAUUCAUUAAUUCAACUAGCUGCGAAAAAUCAGUAGGGCAUCGCAAAGAAUUGUCGUCACCAACGAAAACAGACAGAAAGGCGAUGAUUCUAUCAACAACAGCAACAACAGGUACUUGCAAAAAGUUAUUUAAUGGAAUGUUUCUCCCCAUCGAACCGAGCGUACCACUAAAACAAAACAGAGAAAGACAAUGCAAAAGUACAGAGCUUCAUUUUCAGAUAAAAAUGUACAAGCCUUUUUAAUUAAAAACUACACCCAGUUUAUUCAGAUGCAGACGAGGUCAGUUUUUCGGUAUUCUGUAAAAGAAUCUUAGAAUAUCUCAUUUUUCGGCAGGUAGAAGAUCAGAAAUGAUCGAGAAAAUUCAAAGAAGUUUCUGAAGUCAUUUUGUACAUGUUCUGCCAGCAAUCGUAAGUGUUUAUAAGUAUUUUGUUUCCCAUUUAUUCUAAAUGGAUUAUUUAGAUAUAACAAACUUGUUGUGUAAUUCUACACCUCUCCUUCUUUAAAACAAGGGCAUAACAAACUAUAAGAUUUCGUGCCAUAAUGCAGAGUUCCAGGCAUACUUCAUAUCCAAACCAUGUAAAGUACACAUCUAAGCUGUUGAGAGCCAUUGCAUAAUAAGCUGCGACAUAAAUUAUAAUAUAUUUCAAUGAUCAAUGGUUAAAUUCUCUAAAACAUUUGGAGGGGGGCCAAACAUGCUAAAAACCAAAAGCAAGGCAAUUUUUUAUAUGGUUAUUAGUACAUUUUGAAAAUUAUUGGAGGGGGGCUAAAGCCCCCUCAUCCCCCCUCCCUGCUAGCGCGUUCCCUGAUUUGUAGCCAUGACACUUUGCAAAAGUCAAGCUGAAAAAAAUAUCAACAUUCAUUGAGUUUUUUUUCUUUAAAUGCAAACAGUCCUUGAACAACAAAUAAAAGAUCAAAGACAAAUGCGAUUUUCUUUCUGGCAACUAAGUCAAUAUUAGCAUAAACAGGUUUAACAGCUGACUGUUAGAAUCUCCUUUGAAACGCUUGUAGGCUGAGGUUUAAGACUUUCAAGAAAAUUAUUUUCAUCAUGGUAAAUAUUUUACUUAAUUGUGUUGUUAAUUUUCUCUUUUGUAAGAAAAAUGUUAUCUUAUUUCAAAUGAUUUAGGAAAACCUUUUCGAGCGUUUACAUUGCCAAACAUAAAUUUUUAGAAACCAGAACCUAACGGUGAGAAAGCUUUACAGAUUUUUAUUCAAAAAAUUUCGAAGAGGCUUGUCCCAUUAUGUUUUCCUUGGAGGAGAGCCUUUGUUUACGUCGAUUAACAACGAGGAACAUUAUAGGGCCUAAGAAGUUACAAAUUCGAUUGCAUAUUGGAAUCUGAAUGAGAAAUGACCAAAUUUCGAACAAAUUGAUCUCAAAACAUUUGGCCAAUAGCUUCUCCGUAAACUUAUUGCUCUUGGGUGGGCUGAGGAGGAGAGGAUAUCGCGAAGGAAGUAUGAUUUGAAACUCAUUUACUCACCCUUGAUAUGUUUUAAUAAUAUGCUACAAGCGUGAUGAGAGCGGACAAGAUGGUCAAGUGCUCAGCUAGGAUCAACCUAUCCUAAAUUUUUUCCUUUUUUACGUGAAUCACAAAUUACUUGCAUGCUUUUAGAGAAAGAUUUCCAUUUACCAGAAAGAGGAUAACGGACUCAAAUUUAUUGAAAAAUUUGAUUAGCCAUACCCAAUAAUUGCACGCCUGUUGAUCGGGAAAGAAGUUAAGUCCCCUCCCUGUACGAAAUUAUUACCAAGACUGUUCUGGUACAUGCUAGAGUGCAAUAGGAAUUCUUUCGUGACCUGAUGAUCAUAAUGUUGUGUCGUCUAUGCUUGUCCACUCCACCCACUUAAUUUUCUUCAAAAUUUCGAUUGGCUUUGUAGUCAUAAUUCUCUUAGAGGGUUCAUUUCUGUAAAGAAAACGUUUUUGUUAUUUUCCGCGUUUUAACGCCGAUGAACAAAGGAGUCAAAGACUAACUUUGAUCUUAUGGAUUAAAGUUAAUUUCGAAAGUCAUAACAAUCUAAUGGAAAGCAUAGGAAACAUACAGGGCAUUCGUGUUGGUCGUAGCAACACUUGUUUUGUUGCUGCGAUGAUAGAUGCUCGCAUUUAAAAUAGCUGAAUUCUAUCAGAUUAGAAACGAUCAACUAAAUUUUGAAAUUUAAUUCUGAAACACUUUCACCCGCAACAAGAACAAAAGAGAUUUUGUGAAUAUGUGAUGUUAUUUUUCAGUCUUUUCAUUAUCAAACUAAUGCCAUAAAUAAAUCAUGAUGCAUUCAUAAGAUAGAAAAGAUAAAUAUUCAAUGAGAAAAUAUAUUUGUGUUGGUACAAGAAGAUGGAAACAGGUCUAUGAAUAAAACUUAUAGUAUCUAAUGGUAUGUUAUCACUAGCAAGAAGCCCACAUAAUAAACCUCACACCAAGAGGUUUAGCGUAAGCAACUUGGUAGGGUAGAAAAGGGAUAAAACAAAAAUUGAGCUGACUAGGUAUUGCAAUGCUACUAAACUCAUGCUCUAAGGGAGGGCUGUAUUCCUGAUACCUAGACCGGAAGCGAACUGAGAAAGAAGCCCUUUUCCUCCUUCUGCCUUUGAAACGCAUAAACAUAUGAAAAAGUAUAUCGAAUAAAAGGCUAGCCUUGUCAUCAAUGCUCAGCAAUAUGAAAUAAAAGAAUAAGAUAAUAUUUCCUAUUAUUCUAUCUUGCUCUUAGAAAUUUAGUUUAUCUCGACAAACAUUACAUCUACAAUUACACAUUAUAUGAUUCUAUGACCGUGGAUGUAGCAACCAUUGAUUAGCUUAAUUUCAAGGGUCCUGAGGCACUGCACUGUUAGUCGUGCUGAUUAAUUAACUUUUCUUUAUGUUGUGAAUUUCUUUUGUCUAGCUGUUUGAAGAUUAAAUUUUGUUUUCUAAAUCUGCAAACAUAUUCAUUUCUUUUUAUUGGAACAAAAAUUGCUAGUUGGGACAUCACUGAAUACCAAUUUCACGGAUGAAAUUUCACGCAUAUGACGUCAUCAAACUGACAAACAUACCAACACAUGUGGUCACAGUAAGCACUUAUAAGAUGUGUAAUCGUUGCUUGUCAGAUAUACCUGCAGCUUCUGUCUUUUCUAGGUUUCUUUGCUUAACAAUGCUACGUCCAAAUUCAUGUUAAGAUAGCGUUCAGCUGCUCUGCCCGUUGUUUCGCUACACAAAGAAUCAAUUACGUUUGGUAUAUCCCAUUUGUUCGCGUCCUUUUCGCUGCAUUGAAUAGAGGCCCUAUAAAAACUAUAUCAAGUAAACUGCCUUGUCCAGUAUCAAGACUAGAGAACACAUACGAGACUGGAGAAGUUUUUGGGAUAUAAAAAAUUCGCACAGUCUUCUCAUCUUUCAAGGAUUUUUACCAAACUGGCUGCAUUCGAAUGGAUCAACUUCGUCAGGCCUAGUAAGACAGAAGUUCUUCCAACGAGCAAAGAACAUGUCAGAUGUCAUGAAAGAGGAGGAAGAGACGAUCGAACUUUUGUCACCAUCCAGUGGCACUGUGCAUAAAAAACCUGAAGACUUGAAUCAGAAGCUGGCAAACGGUAAAGAGGACCAAAUAAUUACUAUCAACGUAAGUGGUCGAAUAUUUCAGACACUCGAGAGCACGCUAUCAAGAUUUCCUUCGUCCCUUCUGGGCAGUAAAGAAUCGAGAAAACAACUAAGAACUGACGAAAAUGGACAUGUAUUCCUAAACAGAAAUCAGCGAGCUUUUGAGAUUUUGUUGACAUUUUACCAAACGGGUAUCUUUGAGGAACCAACUGGUGUUAACCUGAAUGUAUUCAAGCACGAAAUUCGUUACUUUGGUUUAGUGGAUGAAGCGAUCGAGUGUGGAGUCAAAGAUCUCAUUGUUAGACCGGCGAUUUUCCCUAAAAGAAAAUGGCAAGCAGCUCUUUGGAACGUUCUGGAAGAGCCACAGUCAUCGAUAGCUGCCAGGGUUGUUGCUGUUGUUUCGCUGGUGGUUAUUGUCAUAUCCGUAAUCGUAUUCUGCAUGGAGACGGAACCAGAAAUACGUCAACAAACCCCAAAGUACAAGGUUACGAAUGCCGUUAUUCAGUACUUGGAGAUCAUUUGUGUAGUAUACUUCUCUGGGGAGUUCAUUCUCCGAUUGAUCGCCUCCCCUAACAAGAUACGCUUUUUCGUUGAUUUUCUCAACAUUAUUGAUCUGCUCGCGAUUGUGCCAUUUUAUAUUACCCUCGCUACGAAAUCUGAAGGGCGUGUCUCGAUUUAUUUCUUAAGAACUAUUCGUCUUGUUCGUGUUUUUCGCAUCUUCAAACUGUCUCGAUAUUCCGGUGAGAUGAAGAUCCUUGGCAAAGCACUAAUAGACAGCGCAAGGGAACUCUGCGUUCUUCUCUUCUUUAUUGUUCUUGGAGUUAUACUUUUUUCGAGUGCUGCCUUCUACGCGGAGGAUGGAACCAGCGAUACAAUGUUCAAAAGCAUCCCAGGGGCAUUUUGGUGGUCAAUCGUUACCAUGACGACUGUUGGUUAUGGAGAUGAGGUACCAAAAACUACCGUUGGCAGACUGGUGGGAGCUGUUUGUGCCAUGUGUGGAAUUCUGGUCAUAGCAAUGCCCAUUCCUAUUAUCGUUAAUAAUUUUACGAGGCAGUACUUGAGGCUGGAGCCGGUUUCAAAAUACUGGGUACAGAUCAAGGCCGAAGAACAGUUACAAGGAAGAAAGAAACUGUUCAGUGGAAUACCAUUACCCCAGAUUUACCUUGAGCAAAAGAAUAGGAACUUAGAGGAGGUGAAAACCGGAACGAACCCCUCUUAACACAAAUUUUAUCAAGUUUUAAUAUAAUGAAACAGCACAGGGUCCGUAGCCAUAGUUGCUUGGGAGGAGAGUUACGUGAGAGUUUUAGGAGGAUGUUAAGAGGGGAAAAGGUGGAUGUACUAGCGCUUUGGAGGUUUCAAGAAGGGUGCAAUGAAGGUUGAAAGAGGUUGCGAGGGUUAAAAGGGUGCAAAGAGAGUGUAAGAAGGGGCAGGGGAAGUUUUAGAGGUUUAAGGGAAAAUCUAGGGAGUGUAUGGCAUCGCAAGGCCAGCUUCAUUAUAGAUAAUUUAAGCAGUAUUUGAAUUAUGUUGAAUAUAACCUUCUACCCGUACUUGGUUUAUAUUGUCGUCCUUUUCAGCCAGCGCAGUAACCGAUGAGUAUAGUCUCGUGAUAGCAAAAUUCUUGCAAAUUAUUUAGUGAGUUGAUAAACAGCAGCACCCAUUUCCACACCAUUUGGCUCUAUCCCAAAAAGGUUCUUCUGAACAGGAGGCGCCUGUAGUCACAGAUUGUACAUAAGAUACCGUUUCUUCACAUGUGUAUAUUAACUGUUCAAUUUUACUCGUUCCCACAGGCCAAUCAUACUCGUUAUUGCAUUACUUGACUUCUACUUUACUAAGCAAUUCGUUGUUUUUUAAUGUGGCCUGAGAUUACUCUUAUCAAAAUUGAUGCAGGGACUUUAUAGACAAAUGAAUAAUGGACCAGAAUAUUUUAAAUAUCUCUUAGGGUCAAGUUAUGAUAGGACUUAAUAUCUGAACAAAAAACAUGUAUUGGCUCCCUGUUAGUUUCUUUUUUUGUGGAGUGAAUCUUUGGUUGGGGCAAGGAGCGAUAGGUUCAGAGCAUAUAAUUAUUCUCACAGUUAGUAGGCUAUAUAUUUCUAUCACUUCCUUAUUAGAUAUGAACAGCCCACUUUAUCUUAACAUCUUAUAGAUACAGCUGUGAAGUAAUUGCUAUAGCUUCUUUGUACAUGUUGAAGAGCAGUAAAUUUUGAAUGUUGUUUCUUUUGAAGCCAAUAGAUGUACAUAUGAGUUUCUAAUUAUAUUACAGGCAGGGUCCUGUGCCAGGAAAAGCUCAUGUUGAUAAAUAGAGUUGUGUCGUAUCAAUAGAAAAUUGUAUGCUCAAAAUUAUAGAUUGUAUAAGAAAAUAACAAUUUACCACUUUAAGAUGUGCCUUUUAUUGAAUACCGUGUUUCAAGUCUGUUUUUACUUCCAAUGAACGACAAAAGCACGCACUUUUUAUAAAAGCACUUCCGUUUUAAUUAACUUAUUUACAGUUAUGCAAAAGCUAUUAGACAUAGAGAACAUAGAGUCAAGGAAAAUUUUCAUUCUUCAACAAGUGCAAGGGCCAAAUAGGUUUCAAAAUAAAAGGCUUUGAUCUCCGUCAUUAUAUAGAACAUAGAGACUUUCAAAGUUACCUUUUGAAAAUGAAUGUGUCUUUGAAAAUUUGUUAGGGAGGGGGCUCGAGCCCCUUAGCCCCCUACUUUUACAGCCUUUGAGCAAGUGAAAAUUUUAACUCGUCAUCCCCUUUCCUGCUCUAAGCUAAAUUAUUUCUAGAACAUUUACCAGAAUACUUUUGAAAGUCAGU
Rhopilema esculentum is the source of this 9610-nucleotide messenger RNA. RefSeq names its product potassium voltage-gated channel subfamily A member 2. NCBI's taxonomy places the organism in Eukaryota, Metazoa, Cnidaria, Scyphozoa, Rhizostomeae, Rhizostomatidae. The record is from RefSeq and is a predicted model, not a curated record. Gene Ontology annotation, biological process: protein homooligomerization; action potential; potassium ion transmembrane transport. Gene Ontology annotation, cellular component: voltage-gated potassium channel complex; membrane. Gene Ontology annotation, molecular function: protein binding; delayed rectifier potassium channel activity.